UUUGGCCGUGUUUUGUUAUGAUUUUGUGGUGGUUGGUUUAAAUAAUGAAAUUAUGUUAUAAAAGGCUCAAUAAUUAUUAAAAUUAAACAGAUAAAGACAUUAUAAUGUCUUCGUUUCUUUGUUUUCUGUGCCAUAGCACCGUUAACUCUGAAACUACUGAAGAAACACGAGAUAAAUACAGAGAGAUCGUCGGAAUGCACCUGUGCCCAGACUCCCAUUUGUGUUACAUAUGCUGUUGUUUACUGAAUAAAUUAUGUUUAUUCAGAGCUAUGUGCCUGAAACGCAGUCUGGAGUACCCAGUGCUGUUCAGUGAAAAAGGCACAAUAAAUCUACAGAGAAGUGAUCUAGAUACCUUGAACAUAUGUACGGAGGAUAACUGUAAACAAUCCAUCUAUAGUAUAAACAAAUCAUUAUAUGCAAACUUCAAUACUAAAACAUACAUCUUUAAUUCAGUAAACUAUAAAGACUUUUACGAAGCUGAGCAAGACUGCAAUACACACUCAAACCAAUAUGUUGAGUUGGAAGACGAUAGAAAUGAUUAUGAUAAUGCGUCUAUCCAUUCCAAUGACAACUACAUAACUGACUUUGAUAACAAUGUGUUUAAUACUGAAAAAACAAAUGAAGACAGAAAUCAGUUUGUUGAUAAUGAUAAUCAUAGUGAUUUUGUAGCCAACCAAAAUGAAUUUAUAGAUAAGCAAAAUGAGUUCAAUGAUAAUGAAAAUAGAUUUAUGGAUAUCAACAAUGAAAAACAUUUUUUUAAUGAAGACAUGCGAAUACAAGAAGCAGAAUGUAAUGAAAGUGCCAAUAACAGAAUGGAGUAUAAAGAUAAUGAACAUUCAGAAGCAGAGGUUCUUGAAAUGCCACAAAAUGUUGAUAACCAAAGUGAAAAUUUACAAAUAGAGAUUAAAAUAGAACCAUGUAACCAAGAAAUAAACCACAAAAGUGAUCAAAUGGCUGUGCAAACAGAAAACAACGAAAUUAAUGACGAUUCUAUAGAUCCUACAAAAGAAAACACAGUUGAAAAACAAAAGAAAACCAAAAAGAACAAAAAAGCUAAGAAGAAGAGUUUCACGAAAAUUGUUCUGAGUUUCAAAGAACAAAAGUCAGUGCUAGAAGCUAUGAGGAAGGAGAAGAAGUAUCUAGAAGCUGAAUUCAAGUGUCACAGUUGUGCACUAGGGUUCCUGUUUAAGGACACAUACCAGUCACAUAUGGUGCGACAUGAAGAAUCCAACGGUCAGUUCUCGUGCAACGUGUGUGGACUGCGUUUCGCCACUCAGAAUGCGCGGUGUAUGCAUGUCAUUCUACAUUCAGAGCUUCACAGAUGCAACAAGUGCGGUAUGGAAGUGAAGCGCACACACAAGGCGCGGCACUCGCGUGACUGCUGGGGUCAGGGGGCGGGCAGCAGCUGCCACCUGUGCGGGAAGCUGUUCCGAGACUCGGCGUACUCUGCGUGCCUCCAACAGCACCUCAAACGCUUCCAUGCGGCCCGCAGCAGCCCCUCGCGGCGCCAGUACUCGUGCCACGCGUGCGGACAGACCUUCCCCGAGCAGACGAAGCUAAGGACGCAUAUGCUCUCCCACCUAACAGCUCAAUUCCCUUGCGACCGCUGCCCCGCCACGUUCCGCAGUCCAUACAGCCGGCGCCGCCACCGCGCGAGCCACGACGCGCCCCCCGCGCCGCUAGGGGGCGCUAAGAAGAGGAAACCAGACCCUGUUGAUAGAGAGAGUCCAUACAGCCGGCGCCGCCACCGCACGAGCCACGACGCGCCCCCCGCGCCACCAGGGGGCGCUAAGAAGAGGAAACCAGACCCGGUCGACAGGGAGAGCCACGAGUGUCCAGUCUGCGGUCGCGACUGCCCCACCCCGCGCGCGCUCACCCUCCACUUAGAGACUCACUCUACCCGGCUCUACUCCUGCCCGCAGUGCGGUGCCUCGCGCGCCUCCCGCCGCCGCCUCGCGCGGCAUGUCGCCUCGCACCGCGCGCCCGUGUGUGCACAGCACCAGUGCCAUCUGUGUGGGAAUGUCUACAAGAGCACGAGCAAGCUGAACCGCCACAUCCGCGAGGUGUGCGAGCGAGCGCGUCUAGAAGAACAACUGGCAUCGCUGUACGAACAAGAGAAUGAUAUGCACAUGCAACAUCAUCAUCAUAUGUGAAGCAAUACCUGUAAUACCCAUACGCUGUUUCACAUAAUUUCCGCUAGAGGCGCCACUUUGUAUGCGAGAAAAAGUAAACUUUUACAGUUUUCGACAACCUAUUAAAACUGUACUAUAAGAAGACGUAUUCCUUAGCCAUCCUUUUAAAUUUAUACUUACCCACUUCUUAGCGUAGCUUUAAUAGCAGUCCAUUAUCGAUACGCUAUAAGCCACUUUACUUGCAACAGUCGAAAGUGAUAACAAUAAUGGUUUUAGAUAGUUUGUAAGUGGGUAUAUAUUUUUGCAGCACUAAAUAUCUAACUGGAGAAAAUGGAUAAAAAUUAUAUCAGCAAUAAAACUA
This is a messenger RNA of Plutella xylostella (diamondback moth), 2493 nucleotides long. The record is from RefSeq and is a predicted model, not a curated record. NCBI's taxonomy places the organism in Eukaryota, Metazoa, Arthropoda, Insecta, Lepidoptera, Plutellidae.